AUGCAAGUAUCAAAAGAUACUCGAGAAAAUCUACAAUCUAUUCUGGAAAUUGUCAAUCGUGUAUUGGCCAGCAGCAAUCAAGUAUUCGAUGAUAUCGAUAGAAUAAAAACAUUUCUCAUGCUUUCGCUCGGUAACGAGUCAUUCCCAUUUGUGCUUGAAAUCUUGGAAAUCCUCCAGCAAACCUUCGAUUCCAAUGUCGAUGCGAUUCGAAUUUUUCCUUCAAUCAAUGAAAAAUUAGAAAAUAAAACCCGAGCUCUCACUCCAUUGAUUAGAAACACAUCAGUACAGUAUGAUCACAUUGCUAAUACAACCCAUCAACGUAUUUAUGAACGAUCUACAAAACCUCCGUAUCCAUCAUUAUACCAAUUCCAAGUUGAAGAAGAAAAAGCUCGAACUGCUUUGAAUCAAGCUCGAGAUAACUAUCAAGCAACUGUGACUCGUGCAGUCCAAGUUGGUUUAUUAUAUAUCGAUGAUCCGGUCAUGGUCUCAGCUCUAAAUCAAUAUCUGAAUGCUGAAAAACAACAUACCGAAGCACUUUUUCGAUUAAAUCAGAUGCAUAACAAUAUUUCGAAUUUAAUACAUUUAACAAACGAUUUUGAUAAAAUUUAUGCUAAAUGGGCAGAAGAAAAUGGUCAUUUGCUUUUGAAAGCACUGAACGGAUUAGAAAUUAUGAGUGAGAGUUGGAGAAGUCUCUUUCAAUUCCUACAACCAUUCACUACUCAGAUGAACUUAGUAAAUGAGGUAAGCCUAUACACAGAUUAA
Rotaria sp. Silwood2 is the source of this 762-nucleotide messenger RNA. The record is from the annotation of a GenBank genome assembly. Lineage: Eukaryota; Metazoa; Rotifera; Eurotatoria; Philodinida; Philodinidae.